Messenger RNA from Ustilago hordei, 1146 nucleotides. RefSeq lists its product as uncharacterized. The coding region runs from base 1 to 1146 and encodes 381 amino acids. Gene Ontology annotation, molecular function: mannan endo-1,4-beta-mannosidase activity. Gene Ontology annotation, biological process: substituted mannan metabolic process. NCBI's taxonomy places the organism in Eukaryota, Fungi, Basidiomycota, Ustilaginomycetes, Ustilaginales, Ustilaginaceae. The transcript has a single exon. The record is from RefSeq and is a predicted model, not a curated record.
AUGCCAGCCCAUAUCCUUCACCCGCGCGCAGUUUCAGAUGUUAUCAAGCUCAAUGGCCUUCCCAUAGGCUUCAUCCCCGAUGUCGGCUCGGAUGGAGGUAGCGUCCAAUCGAUGGUCGCCAUCAACGGCUUACUCGCAGGUCGGGGCCAAUCUUAUACGUAUGGAUUCUAUGAUCAAACUACCUAUGGAACCAUCUAUAACGGCGCCAAGCUGCUCGCCCAUGCUCCGGACAUUUACGCCUCUGGUGCUAUUCUUGAAGCAUCCAUCAUGCCUGUUGGUUCAUGGGGUGGCUUUACCGCAACAGACAACUCGCAAGCUCGGGCUGUAUGCCAGGUGUUGAAACGGUUUACAGACGCUGGAGUUGAGGUUAGGUUAAGGUUUGCUCACGAGGUAAACUACUAUGUCACAACGGGAGAGUAUGCUCCAAUGAACGAUAUGGGUGUAUCUGAGUUCAAAACUGCUUGGGCACAGGUUUCGGCCGCUUGUAAAACUAUCGCACCCUCGGUCAAGAUGUUUUACUGUCCCAAUGCCGCUAAUCUUGAAGUUUACGAACAAUACAUGCCAGAUAACUUCAACUCCACAGUCCAAAUGAUCGGUGUCGAUUACUACCCACCGACAAACAACCUCGCUACCGCAGCAAACUAUAUCCAAACGGUCAAACCUUUCCACGACAAGUAUUCCUCCAGCUCCGUCCCCUUUGUCAUUGCAGAGGCCGGGACUCAUCAGAGGGACAGCACCAUUCAAGACCGCAUCAGUUGGUUACAGGUACUUACUUCUGAUCAGGUGAAAGAACAACUGCCUAACUUGGAGUCGGUCACUUGGUACAACGCACUUAGAAAGACGGAUGUAUUGUCGACAGGCGUUGGUGGCGAGUUUAGGAUCUUGGAUCCUGCAAACUCUACUUUUCCCAACCAGAACGCUGUGCAGCUCUUCCCUACCGUGACCAACGCGCAGGCAAGUAUCAGUGCCCUUAGUGUAGCUACCGCUGCGACGGCGACGGCGACGGCGACAGGUGCCGGCGUCCAGAGUUUGCCGCCUAGUUUGCGGACUCCAGCGAACAGUUCAGCCGCCAGCAAGAGGAGUGCUAGUUGGGGUGCCAGCGCAGUGACUGCUUUGGCGAUCAUUUCUGCUCUGCGUUAUCUCUAG